AAGUAAUAGGCAAUGAUAGCAAUAUGACCAUGUUUGCAAGAAUACAAGCUUUCCUGUAUCGUCACAGGCGAAAGUUUAUUAUAAGCGGAAUAUUAAUUGGAAGUGCAGUUCUAGCGUCACGAUAUGCACAAAAGAAACUCCGUGAGUGGCAAGAGAAGGAAACAAAAGAAUUCUUGGAACGUACACGUCGGCAGCAUCAUUUUGAGAGCACGGAACGAACUUGUAACCAAACGAUACUUUCGCUGAUACCUACCAUCAGAGAGGCAGUAAUUAAGAUCUUAGACACAGAGGACUUGGUGAUUAGGCUGCGAAGUGAUCCACCUGAUAAGUUGUCAUUAUGGGAAGAGCUAAAGAUCAAAGCCUUCACUCGUGCAUCAGUGUUGGUGUAUGCUGGAGCCAUGCUGGUGGUAGCACUGCGCAUCCAGCUCAAUCUUAUUGGUGGUUACAUGUAUCAGGACUCGACUAGUGAGACAGAUGAGGGGGCAAGGGCUCCACACAUCAGUAGUACACUCCAACACAAUUAUCUGUCAUUAUGCCACCAUUUUGUUAAUGAGGGCAUACAUGAAUUAUGCUCUCUUGUGGAAGAGAAGGUUCAUCUCAUUGUGGAGGGAACAUCAUUGAAGCAGCAGCUGAAUCUUCAGGACACAGAGCAACUCUUUUGGGCCAUACAGGCAGCUGUGACAGGUGACCUCCGUGACCCCAUCAAAUGUCUUGCCCGGUAUAUCCUUCCACCAGACCAUCCUGCCACAGCAGAUUGUGAUACUUUGCAGAAAAUGGUUUCAGAAACAAUGGAUUUGCUAGAGAGUGAUGAAGUUUUAUCCUUGACAUCAUCUUGUGUGAGCCAAGGUUUCUCGUUGAUGGUUGAUCGAAUAUCUGAUUAUUAUGGACCAGCAGCAAAUAAAGCAGCUCUGAAUGUAAACGCCGGAACAUCUGGUCUUCAGAACAAGACACAAAUCCCAAACAGUGGUUUGGGGCACAGUAAUGGUCUUGCCACCUUCGUUCAUCCAAAUAAUGUGGCGAUGCCCAUGGCCAAGCUGAUACCCAUUGUGAAUGGACUGGUCCAGCAUCAGAUUGGCCAUGGAGGUGGCCCUGAUCUAUGGAUUCAGCAGCUGAUUCUGAAUGAAAAACUGAAACUCUUGGGAGCAAAUGUGUAUGAGGCAUUCAGUAACAAAUGACAAACUGCAUUUAUCUUUUCCUUCACACUUUGACAGGAUCCGUGAUUAAAAUUAAGACAGCAAUGUCCCAACUAUGAAGGAACUUACCAAUAUCAUGACUAUCAUGACCACUAUAGGUAGUGUCAUGGAGAGAAAAGUGGAGGGGUCGGUGAAAGUUUGAUGACCUUGACUGGCCAAAUGAUGGGUUCCCAAAUGUAAUGUAACAUUUUUGGUAAACUAUAAUGAGAAUGGACAUGCCAGUUGUAACAGUACUGCACCAAAGGAUUGUAGCUCCAUAUGUCUGAAACCUCAGUGGCUAGCUUCAAGCUCCAGCUCUUUUACUUAAGGAAUAAUCCCAGAACUAGUAGAAGGCUCAACAGACUCCAGAGCUGGUCAUAAGAUGGCUGGGGGUAUGAAGUCUGAGCCUGAGGUCUAGGAUGCAUGGAGCUUCAUGCCUCCAUGAUGUGGUGCUUAUUCAAGUUCAUGGUCUUGUUUAAGACACUUCAUAGCAAAACUGCCAGUAAUGUAGUUCAGUCUAAGUUACUCUGUAAUUUUGAUUUUAUAAAUGAAGAGCCACAAGAAUAGAAUGGAUGUGAAUAAAUGCAAUGGAGAGUCAGAGACAUGAGGCAUUUAAAUGAUAAACUGAGAUAUGCAGAAGUUCUGAAGAGACUUUGUUAAAUUAAAAGGAUUGUUUUUUUAAUAUUCAUGAAUUUUCAAUGAUAUAACAUUUCAGGUUGUGGAUUUCUGAUAAUGAAGUAAGUUGAUUGUGAUAAUGCUGGAUUCAGUGUGGCUAGCUCCCACAUAGGUCUCCAAAUUCUAUUAUGUUAGAGCUUUCAUUCUAAAUUAAUGAUAGGGAAGUAAUAUAAUGAUAAAUAUAUGUUAUAUUACUUGUAGCUCAGAUGGUUUAGCAACAGGUGAUGGGCUGGACAGCCAAGGAAUCACAGUUCUAUUCUUGGUAGGGAUAAGGGAUCUAUCUCUUCUCCAUUGAGCAUUCAUACUGGCUCUGGGGCCAACCCUACUUCCUGUCCGGUGAGUACUGUGGACUCUUUCACCAAGGGCAAAGCAGCCAGGGCAUGCAACUGACCAGUAACUUCCAUGUGCCAGGGAUCUAUACCUCCUCCUCCCAGUAUGUUUUCAUGGAGUGAUGCUUAAUUAGUUAAGCACAGGAACAACUUUCCAUUUACCUACAUAUUAACCGACUUUCAUUGUAAGAUAGUUUUUAAGUUCAAUAUGAAAGUUAUCUCUAAGUUUGGCCAAUGCUUUGAAAUGUUUCAUAACCUACUUUUACAGUAUUAAAAUAAGGGCAGUGUUUUCUUUUGUAUUAAUUUUAUUCUUGUUAAUUUUGCUUUUGUAUCUCUUCAGAUAUGAAAGUCAUUAAUCUGUUUUGGUUUCAUGUUGUGAUAUUGUCAUGUGUAUUAGUGACUGUAGACAGUGCUUUGAUUGGUGACAUGAUGUAUUGACCACUUAUACACACAACUCAGAACUACAAGCAGUUCAAGGGCUAUUGAUGAUCUACACACUUUACAAAUCACUACAGCACAUGUUAAGCCUCAGUCUUCUAUAGUUUUCUCUAGUUCAACAAUGGAAUCAUGCCAUUGCCCACUGGCUACUACUCACAACUGAGCUCAGUCAAAGUCACAUUGUGACUGACGGUCAGUCAGUCAGUCAGUCUUGGUGUCAAGCCCAAUCUGGGGCUUAUGACC
This is a messenger RNA of Cryptotermes secundus, 2857 nucleotides long. RefSeq names its product peroxisomal biogenesis factor 3 (gene Pex3). The coding region runs from base 24 to 1175 and encodes 383 amino acids. Gene Ontology annotation, biological process: protein import into peroxisome membrane. Gene Ontology annotation, cellular component: peroxisomal membrane. The record is from RefSeq and is a predicted model, not a curated record. NCBI's taxonomy places the organism in Eukaryota, Metazoa, Arthropoda, Insecta, Blattodea, Kalotermitidae. Gene Ontology annotation, molecular function: protein-macromolecule adaptor activity. The transcript has a single exon.